Gongylonema pulchrum is the source of this 749-nucleotide messenger RNA. The record is from the annotation of a GenBank genome assembly. Lineage: Eukaryota; Metazoa; Nematoda; Chromadorea; Rhabditida; Gongylonematidae.
AUGGCUAUAUUGCUCAUGUUGGCUUGGCCAUUCAUCCGAAUGUUCUUUAGCUCAAGGCGAUCUUCAGGUGGCCGCGGAGGGGCAAAUCCUUUCGGCGGUGGAGGUCCGUUCACGAUGUUUGGAUUCGGGCAAAGUACAGCGCGACUUAUCAAUAAAAAUGACAUCGAAGUGAAGUUCAAGGAUGUGGCGGGUUGUGAGGAGGCGAAAAUUGAAAUUAUGGAGUUUGUUAACUUCCUGAAAAAUCCUGAGCAGUACAAGAGGCUCGGCGCUAAAAUACCUAAGGGUGCAAUACUUACGGGUCCGCCAGGCACUGGUAAAACUCUGUUGGCGAAGGCAACUGCUGGUGAAGCAAAUGUACCGUUUAUAACAGUGAGUGGUUCGGAAUUUCUCGAGAUGUUUGUGGGUGUUGGACCGGCACGUGUCCGUGAUAUGUUCUCGAUGGCUCGCAAAAAUGCUCCAUGCAUACUUUUCAUCGAUGAGAUUGACGCUGUGGGAAGGAAGCGAGGUGAAGGCCGAUUUGGUGGGCAUUCUGAGCAGGAAAAUACACUGAAUCAGCUUCUUGUCGAAAUGGAUGGUUUCUCGACGGAGGAGUCCUCAGUCAUCGUGAUCGCCGCAACAAAUCGCCCCGAUAUCUUAGACGCUGCACUUCUCAGACCUGGUCGAUUUGAUCGGCAAAUUUAUAUUCCCGUACCCGACAUCAAAGGAAGGUUUGUAUCGUUGCUAUUAUUGCAUCUGAAGACACUCUGAUA